This is a messenger RNA of Hyla sarda, 6840 nucleotides long. RefSeq names its product Rho guanine nucleotide exchange factor 11 (gene ARHGEF11). Gene Ontology annotation, molecular function: G protein-coupled receptor binding; guanyl-nucleotide exchange factor activity. Gene Ontology annotation, cellular component: cytoplasm. Gene Ontology annotation, biological process: G protein-coupled receptor signaling pathway; intracellular signal transduction. Lineage: Eukaryota; Metazoa; Chordata; Amphibia; Anura; Hylidae. The record is from RefSeq and is a predicted model, not a curated record. The transcript is spliced from 44 exons. The coding region runs from base 1194 to 6065 and encodes 1623 amino acids.
GUAUUUAUGCAGAAGGGGGGGAAGGGCAAAGAAAGAAAGGGAAAAAAAAGGGGGAAAGAAAGGAGGGAGGGAAUAGUGAAGCAGAAAAUAACUGAUUCUCUUCUAUCGAUCUCAGGCACCUACACCCUGCACUCAGCUGGCAAAUCUGGGCCUUGCAGAUUUUUUUUUUUUUUUUUUUUGCAAUACAACCGUGUACCUAUUCUUUGUAUUGCUGUCUCUUCCUGCUGAAUGUGGAAAGGGAAAGACGAGUGCUCAGACUAUGGGAAGGAUGGUGCAUGCUGGGCAGGGUCUCCAGGAAAGCCUGAGGAUCUAACAGGCCUCUUGGAUUUACCAAAAGUGGAUCUGCUUUAAAAGAAGAUCAUUAUUUUUUCAAGGAGUUGAGAAAGCUGUUUCUACAGAUAGAUGGGCCAAAUGGUUCUUAUCUGCCGACACAUUCUAUGUUUCUAUGUUUUCCUGGAAGAAUCUUCCUGAAAAUAUCUGCUGCAAGGGAUCUUCAAUUCCCACCAGCACAUUGGUGUAUUGCAAAACCCUGCUUUAUUUUCUGCUGUGGUUUCUUAUAGGAAUUGGGCAGAGGAUGCCUUCACAAUUAAUUUUUAAAUCAUUUUUUAAUUGUUUUAAUGUGUUUUUAUUUGCUGCUGAUUUUUGCUGUUUUAAAAAUUUUAAGGAAAAAAAAAACAAAACAAUAAGUCCACACUACAAUUGUUAAGUUAUUAUAUUUUUUUGUAUUUGGACAAUCCAUGCAGAGGAUAAUAUUUUAUUUAUGCAGAGGAUGAAAACCAUUGCAACCUGUCAUUCUGAACACUGGGGGUUAAAAGUUUGCCUUGUCAACUUAACAGCUGUUAAAACAAAAUUGGAUUUUUUAUUUUUUACCUUGUCCUUUUAAGACUGUAAUGUUCAGGCAGGAAAGUAACGGUCUGUAAUUGCAUUCUGCAAUAUUCGAUUUAGUUUUAAUUUAUUAUUAUAAUAAACUUUUUUUUUUGUGUGCAACUAACUGAAACGAAAGAACCAAGAUUUAACUUGGCUUGGAACAGGAAGAAGGUGAAUGUACAAGAUGGGUGGGUUUGUCCCUUUAACAAUACACUGUGGCAUUGGUAAGCAGUAAAAUUGCCAAAAUAUAUAAUUUUGAUUUUCCAUCUUUUGACCUAUUUCAAUCCGGAGACAAGACCCUGGAUUUUGGGAUACCUGUAGCGAAAAUGAGCAUCAGUUCAUCGCCGACAUCCAUUGACAGAGCACCUUCUAAGCGACACCCUCAUUUGCCAAGCCCCAUUGCAGCCUGGUUGAGCAGCCUGUCAUCUGUUGGUGACGGGGCAUCAGAACGAAGGUCUCCCGGGCACCAGCGCCAAAUCACAGACUAUAGCGAGUCAACAGGUUUGGUACAGCGCUGUGUGGUUGUACAAAGAGAUCAGAAUGGAUUUGGUUUCACGGUCAGCGGGGACAGAAUUGUCCUUGUUCAGUCAGUUCGUCAAGGUGGUGCGGCCAUGCGGGCAGGCGUACAGGAGGGUGAUCGUAUUGUGAAGGUGAAUGGCACAUUGGUUGCCAACAGUUCUCACAUUGAGGUGGUGAAGCUCAUCAAGUCUGGAACAUACGUUGCACUCACCCUCCUUGGUUCUCCUCCGCCUUCCUCAACAAUGUCUGGACAAGAUCGAAGCUCUUCGGCCUCAAUCAGGAAUUUGUCUUCUCCGGUGCCACCCCCUCCUCCCUUGCCGCCUCCCCAGCGCAUAACAUGUCCUAAGCCACUACAGGAUCCUGAGGUUCAGAAGCAUGCAACCCAGAUCCUGCGUAACAUGCUAAAGCAAGAAGAGACAGAGCUACAGGCGCUUUGUGAAGUUUAUAAUCGAACACCGAACCCUAGUCUGCAGGAGCAGAUAGAAGGAGCCAGAAGAAGAGUCCAUCAGUUGCAACUUAAGAUACGUCAGGAGACGGCUGGACCUGGAGAUUUUCUGCGUUCCUACAGUGACUGUAGCACCAUAGGCUACAAAGUAAUAGAAGGACGCCUGUCUCUGGAUUCACAAGACUGUGACAGUGGCCUAGAUUCUGGUACUGAAAGGAUCACUUCAGUUGGUGAAUAUUCUAUGAACAGGAACUCCAUCUUGUCUGACUUUGGGUUAGACAGCUCUCAUACCUCUCCAGUCAUCUCUGCAAAGAUCUUCCAACACAGACGUCAGGGCUCCGACACGGCAUUGAUUCAAGAAUCGGUGGACAGUGCCCGACCUGUCAUCAUAUGCCCAGAAGAGGAUUAUGACCAUGGCUAUGACAUCUCCGAGUGUGAUGGUUUGUUCCAAGACCUGGACAAACUGAAGGCUCGGCCAGCCCACAUGGGGGUGUUCUUGAGGUACAUCUUUUCGCAAGCGGACCCCAAUCCUCUGCUGUUCUAUCUGUGUGCUGAAGUUUGUCAGCAGCUCAGUGCUCGAGAUGCCUGCUCCUUGGGGAAAGAUGUGUGGAAUAUCUUCUUGGAUAAAAGUGCACCUCUGAGAGUAAAAAUUCCUGAGCACCUACUUGCUGAAAUAGACUCCUGUUUACGUGGUUCUGAGGAUGUUCGGAGUGCACUAAGUGAGGCACAAGAUGCCAUGUUACCAGAAAUACAGGAGCAGAUUCAAGACUACAGGACCAAACGGACUAUGGGCCUGGGAAGUCUAUAUGGAGAAAAUGACCUGCUGGACCUUGACAUUGACCCUCAGAGAGAGCGUCAGGUGGCUGCUAAGCAGAUAGCACAACUGGGGGAGAUCCUGUCAAAAUAUGAAGAGGAGAGAAGCUCCCCUAUGGCCUUUGCACUAAGCACCUAUAUGAAUCAUGCUGGAAUCAGUUCACGUGAGUUUCGACCUGCCAGUGUCGCAGAGAAAUCUCAGAUCAUUCCUGACAAGGACAAGUGGCUCCCCUUCUUCCCCAAAACUAAAAAGAACAGCAAUGCCAAAAAGGAGAAGGAUCGGGAAUCUGCAGAUGACAAGAAACGGAACCCAAUUCUUAAAUACAUUGGCAAACCCAAAAGUUCCUCUCAGAGCACAUUUCAUGUCCCUUUAUCCCCUAGUGAAGUAAAACCUGGGAAUGUCCGUAAUAUUAUCCAGCACUUUGAAAACAACCAACAGUAUGACCUCCAGGAACUUGGCAUGCAACGAUUGUCCACUGGAAGCUUUCCCGAUGACCUGAUGGACAAUGACAGCCCGGGCAUAAGGAUACUGCACAGUAUGGAGUGUCGGCGCCGGCGGCCCGCAACAAACAGGACGAGGAGGGCAGCGCUUGCGGGUAACAUUGCACGGUCAGAGGUGAAACUGGGACGUUCAGAAAGUUUGAAGGGUCGAGAAGAGCUGAAGAAAUCCCGCAAAGCUGACAAUGUUCCUCGCUCUCGCAGUGAUGUGGACAUGGAUGCUGCUGCCGAAGCGUCAAGGCUACAUCAAUCUGCAUCAUCUUCAGCAUCUAGCCUCUCCACAAGGUCACUGGAUAACCCAACACCACCCUACACCCCCAAGCUGAGUCGAAGGAGUAUGGAGUCUCCAAAUCAGAUUUUUACUGGUGAAUCCUUGCUGGCCAACCUGCAAGAAGAUGAUUUGGGGCAUAUGUCAGACCCUGAACUUGAUGCCCAGAACUGGCAACAUACGGUGGGCAGGGAGGUGGCUCAGAAUCUUACUGCGAAGGAGAGGGCACGCCAGGAAGUAAUACAUGAGCUUUUUAUGACAGAGGCAUCUCAUCUUCGGGUCCUUCGAGUUCUUGAUCACAUAUUCUACCAGAAGAUGCGCAAGGAGAAUUUUCUAUCAACCGAGGAACUUUUGCUUGUAUUUCCUAAUCUCCCUGAGCUGAUUGAGAUCCACAACUAUUUAGUAGAACUCAUGAAGAAGGUGAGGGAGGAAGGACCAGUUGUCAAGGAGAUUGGUGACCUCAUGUUGUCUCGAUUUGAUGGAACAGCCGGAGAAGAAGUUUGCCAGGAAAUAGCCAGGUUCUGCUCUUGCCAAACCAUCGCCCUUGACCUCAUUAAAAUAAAAAAACGUAAAGAAGCUCGGUUCAACCUGUUCAUGCAGGAAGCAGAGAGCAGCCCUCAGUGUCGGAGACUUCAGCUGAAAGAUCUUAUUGUAUCCGAAAUGCAGAGACUGACGAAAUACCCAUUGCUUUUGGAGAACAUUAUCAAACAUACAGAUGCCGGCACACCAGAAUAUGAGAAGUUGUGUCGUUGUCGUAAUAGAUGUCGCGACAUCCUGAAAUUUGUAAAUGAGUCGGUGAAACAGCGAGAGAACGAAUAUCGGUUGGGAGAAUACCAGAAACGUUUGGAUUCCACUUCCUUGGAGAGAAGCAAUAAUCCCUUGGCUGCAGAAUUUAAGAACCUGGACCUGACAACAAGGCGUAUGAUUCAUGAAGGAUCUUUAACUUGGAGGAUAACAAAAGAUAAAACCAUUGAUCUGCAAGUUCUCCUCUUGGAGGAUCUUCUGGUUCUCCUUCAGAAACAAGAUGAGAAGCUGGUGCUUAAGUGCCACAGCAAGACCUCAGUGGUGUCCUCUGAUACUAAGCAAUCCUUCAGUCCUGUUAUAAAGUUAAACUCUGUACUGGUCCGAUCAGUAGCCACAGAUAAGAGAGCUUUCUUCAUUAUUUGCACGUCUGAACUUGGGCCUCAGAUCUAUGAGUUGGUGGCGCUGACAUCUUCUGAAAAAAACACGUGGAAAGACCUACUGGAAGAAGCUGCCAAAAGUGCAACAAGACAUCCACCCACUUUUAUAAAACCAAAAACACAGAAUCUGGUCCAUUCCAGGACAUCCUCUACCAGUUCGGUGUUACAAGAUGCAGGCAUCCCUAAUUUAUUGUCCGAAGCUAGCAUAAGAACCAACAGUGAGGACCUCACAACUGAUGAGAAUCAGGGCAAGUUCCUCGGACACCCUGACAAAACUGAGGUCCUUUUGGAAGAACCGGAGGGCUUAGAAGAGGAUGAAGCACAGACCCCCACACAAUUACCAUUUCCAUCCCAAGUGGAGGAUGCAGGAGGAGGUUUAGAGGACCAGUCUGAUCCCACUUACCUUGCUUAUCAGUGGCCAUCAGUGAGUGAAGGUUUGGCAGAAUCUGCAUUGGAAGAUGUCCAGAAUCUUCGGCAGCUUAUUCUACGAAGUCUUCUUCCCUUGAGACAUACAGAAUAUGAUUCUGCCCUACCAGAAGAUGACCACACACCCACGCCUUCAGUUUCCGGUGGGGCUGGAAAUCCAUGGGAGAUGGUGACAGACUCUGUAUUAGUGACACUAGAUGGAGAAAGCUCUACUGACUGCCAGGGAGAAUUGUCAUUGCAACGUUCUAGCAUCACUGAAAGCAGUAGGGCUAUAGUGGACCUCACUCACCAGCACAGACGGCAAGGCUCUAAAGAUGGAGAGGAGAGUGUUUGGGAUAUGGGUGAGACCCACAUGAAAGGCAGCUCUAACCUAGAGACACAGAAUGAUUCAUCAGAUACUGUUUCCAUGGACCAUAGUAAUAAAGCAUACAAAGUAGUGAGAAAAGCUGAGGUGGUGGGCAGUAAUGAUGUCAUACCGUUGCCAGACAGCAGCCAAUCAGAAAGAGUGUUGCAGGAAGCUGGCGGCGGAACGGUUUUAGAUGGAAAUCUAUUUUAUGUUGUCAUGCCAACUUUACCGUCAUUGUCUGACCCUGAAGAAGAGCCCCAGCCACCUUCAGAAUUGAGUCAAUAUGGGGAACCAGAAGACAGCCCAACCGUACGCAAAUUGGACAAUAUUGCGGAAAAUGACAACCGACCAACACAAAGUAUAGAGAAUGAAGCAUCUGGCUCUGAUAUGCCACAUAAUUUGGUUAUUCAGGAAGUUGAUACAAUCUUUAAAACUAUUGAGCAACUAACGGACAAAUUACACAGGUUACAGGAGGUGGAGUCAGCACAUCAGGAGCUCUUAAGAUCUUUGAAGGAUAAAUCCACUGAAGACAAUACUCAGGAGCCUGAAUCAGUGCUUGAGAACAUUCAACCGGAAGAACACCAUGAGUCAACUGUUAAUAGUUCGUUCUUCUUUGUGAAGAACAGCAUUUCAGUGUCCCUCCAUCGAGAUAGCCUUACAGAUACACGUGAUGAUGCUUUAAAUCUUACCAUGGGCCUUUAACCUUGUGCAUAGACGCCAAAAAAAAAAAUCACUAGGGUCUCUACCACUACUGUUCAACCUCUCAUCUGUCCAGAAUUGUAUUUAAGAGGUCGGAAACAUGGCAUGAAGCUAUACAAACAUGGCUGCUGGCUAAGGAUAUGGGCACUUUACAUUGAAGGUUAUUACUAAACAGCCAGACUUGGACUGUGAUUACAGGAAAUUUUUAAAACUGAUAUGGAGGGAAAAAUAGAAAGAAAGAAAAAAAAAGAAACACAAACUGGAAUUGUUAUUUUUGGAGGAAGAAAAAAAAAAUGCAAAGCAUGUUAGCUUAAUAAAUUAAAUAUAAAUAUAUAUAUAUAAAUAUAUGUAUAGUUAUAUACCUAUUUAAAGAAAAAAGCAGAGACAAAAAAAAUUACACGAUCACGGAUUGGUUUCUAACAAAAUACGUGAGUUUUUGUUUUAUCCCGGAAAUGCGCAUGCCUCCAUAUGAAUGGAUACGGCAGGAAGACCACUUGUGGACAUUUGUGGGAAGACAUUCUUUCUCGCCUGUGGUUGUCCUUCUACACUGAGGAGAGUCUGUUCUGUAAAAAUGCACUAUUUCCAAAAGAUAGGAGAAGCCCAAGCAUCUGCACACUGGGGGCCACCUCCCUUUUUUUUUUUUUUUUUUUUUUUGUAUGUAUAAAUAUGUAUGUAUGUGCAUUUUUAUUUUGUAUAUAGUUUUUCCCUUUGCCCUCUCUUCCAUCUUGUAAUAAAACAAGCUUUUUACCAUUGGCAUGUGUCAUCAAUGUGAAAGUUG